AUGCCUGCACCAGCAAAGGUGUUCAGACGGUCUGAGCUAAAAGCUAAAAAGGACAGCAGGCAAACAUACCUUAUAAUUCACAAUAAAGUAUACGAUGUCACCAAGUUCUUGGAAGAGCACCCUGGUGGUGAGGAAGUUUUGUUAGAGCAAGCAGGAGCUGAUGCCACAGAAUCUUUUGAAGAUGUGGGCCACUCUGCAGAUGCCAGAGACCUCAUGGAAAGUUACUACGUGGGAGAUCUGCAUCCGGAUGAUCAAACAAAGAAGAAAUAUGCUACAAACACAGGGCCUGCUGGGACAGAUCCAUCAAACACUAGCAACUCUUCAUGGACAGGCUGGCUUCUUCCACUUGGGAUUGCUGUAGCUGCCAUUAUUGGCUACAGGUUUAUCUCACAGUCUUCUUCAUAA
Messenger RNA from Candidula unifasciata, 405 nucleotides. NCBI's taxonomy places the organism in Eukaryota, Metazoa, Mollusca, Gastropoda, Stylommatophora, Geomitridae. The record is from the annotation of a GenBank genome assembly.